This is a messenger RNA of Phaeoacremonium minimum UCRPA7, 1068 nucleotides long. RefSeq lists its product as hypothetical. The record is from RefSeq and is a predicted model, not a curated record. The transcript is spliced from 2 exons. The coding region runs from base 1 to 1068 and encodes 355 amino acids. Lineage: Eukaryota; Fungi; Ascomycota; Sordariomycetes; Togniniales; Togniniaceae.
AUGGCAAUUCCAUGGAGCAGCAUCAAGUCUCUCCUCAUCUUCUUCGGGCCCAUCAUCGUGCCCCGAGCACUUAGCUACUACCGCUCGGUUCGUAAUGCACCACGAGUCCAGGGCCUUGCCGUACGACCUCUUCCUCCCAAAGCAGCGAGAUCCCUCGCGAUUCUGUUCGUCAUCGCGGUGCUCUUCCUCAUCAAGACCAUCCCCAUCCUCGCACCCGAGAAUGUCUUCACCAGGACACAGUCCAGACUGCAGAUACCGACGGAUGUGCUCUUCACCCGCCUAUCUGCGCUGAGACCGAACAACUCCCUGACGCCACAGGACGAAGCCCUGCGCGCCCGCUUCGUCAACCUCGAGAGCCGCCUGCUCUACCUGCAGUUCGGCCCGGACGUCCUCGCCAACUGCCCCUUCUGCGCCGCCGACGAGCCGCGCUCAUACCUCUACUACGCGCUGCCCGCCCUCGCAUGGCCGCACCUGCUCAACCUCGUGGUCCUCGCGCUCGUGACGUCGACCCUCGUCAGCGGCCGCGAGGGCGCGCAGUGGCGCACGACGGCGACCAUCGCCGCCGCAGCCGUGGGGCUCGCGGACGCCUACGCCGUCAGUGUGUACCCGUACCAGGGCAACGCGCGGGCGCUGCGCCUCGCCGAGACGGACUUCUUCUUCUGGCGCGCGCGGACGUACCGGCACCUGGCGCUCGCGGGGCUCGACGCGCUGCUGGGCUGGCUGCUGUGGCUGUCGGCGACGAACCGGGCGUUUGCCAGCCCGCCGUCGACGGCCGAGCGCCUCGAGAGCCUGUCGCGGGCCCUGGGCUCGGUCAAGAGCAAGAUCAGCGCGGCGGGCAUCGUCAAGAACACGGCGAGCCGCGACGAGGAGCUGCGGGGCGCCUCGCAGGUGUACUGGAACCACGAGGUGCGCAUGAUGGGCGAGGUCAUGGAGGAGCGCGAGGUGAUUGAGGGCGUCAAUGAUGCGUUGCAGAAUCGUGUGAACAUGGAAGCCAUGAGCCGGGAUGCGGACACGUACGCAAAUGCCGUGCUCGAACCGUUGCAAUCGACAUUUAGACAGACAAAAUAG